Molecule: messenger RNA, 1804 nt
Organism: Brassica napus (rape)
Lineage: Eukaryota; Viridiplantae; Streptophyta; Magnoliopsida; Brassicales; Brassicaceae
Product: glutathione S-transferase T3-like
Exons: 2
Coding region: 1-906 (301 amino acids)
Source: RefSeq, a predicted model, not a curated record
AUGGAUCCAAACAAUCUUCCAAGCAAGUCCUCUAGCUACGUAGGACUGCUUCACAGUCAACAAGGUAGCGUGUUCCAUGAAAACUUUCCUUAUGAAAGUUUUCAUUCUAGUGUUAACUUCGGAGAAUCACAGCCUUUUCCGGCUUUCAGCUCACAACAAUCUCAAGAUGCACCAUUAGAGCCACCAGUACAGACACCGGCUGCCCGUGGUGUAAGGCGCAAAUGGAAUCCAGCAGAUGACGAGGUGCUGAUCAGUGUGUGGCUUAAUACUUCGAAAGAUGCAAUUGUUGCAAAUGAGCAGAGGUCGGGGGCCUUCUGGAAACGGGUUGCUGCUUAUUAUGCAGCAAGUCCCCAUGGAAUAGAGGAUGGUGGGAAGGAGCACGGUUGUUGCAAGAAGAGGUGGCACAGAAUUAAUGAAGAUGUUAACAAGUUCUGUGCCGCAUACUCAGCAGCAGAGCGACAAAUGAGAAGUGGUGAGAGUGACACUGACGUUCUGAAGAAGGCACAUGACAUUUUCUUCUCUGAUCAAGAGCACAAGUUCACACUUGAACACGCUUGGUGUGUGUUGAGGUUUGAACAGAAGUGGCUCAGCCUCAACGCACCCACGACUGCUGGCGUUUCGAAGAGGAAGAAUGUGGACGUAAAUUCCCAAACAUCUAAUACUGAAGGCUUCGUUGAUGUUGAGAGCAGGCCCGAAGGUGUCAAGGCUGCUAAGGCCAAAAGAAACACGGGUAAAGGGAAGUCUGUGGCUGAGAUUGCGACCGUUUGGGAAAUGAAGAAGGACGAUUUGGUGAGGAAGGAGAGACUGUCGAGGCUAGCAAUACUAGACACUCUCCUUACCCGUACUGAACCAUUGACUGAGGCGGAAGUUGUUGUGAAGAAUAAGCUCCUAGCGGAGUUAUUCUAAAAAAAAAAUGUCUCUUUAUGUAUGAUAUUUUCUGUAUGCUCUAUGUUCUUGUUUGAUGUAUGUCCUAUGUUCUUGUUAGGUGUUUGGUCCAUGUAGUCCGUUUUCCUUAAAUGAGUUUUUAUUAAUGAAUCAUUUUCUUUAAAUGUCUUCGCUCUAAAUAUGUGUAUGUAAUUUAAAUGUUGACAAUGUAUGCAGGUUAAGUUAAAAUGGGACAUUACAGCUAUACGCAGCCAUCAGAAGAGGAGGAUUUAUUUGGAAACAAUGAGGACAGUGACUACAGCGAGACGGAUGAUCUCAUACGACGUGACCAAGCUGAGUUAAGCUUGGAACGUACUCAACAGGUUGACUACCCUCCGCAACCGGAGGUAGAGUUUAGUUUUCCGCAGGUUUGCUAUUGUGGUGCUACGCCACUGCUAGCAACGUCUAACAACAGGCAAGAUCAAGGCAGAAGAUUUUUCACUUGUGCGAACAAAGACGACGGCGAAUGCCAUGUCUACAAAUGGUGGGAUGAGGCGCUGAUGGAGGAGAUGAGAGCCAGAGAUAUCCACGUGCUUCAGCUAGGUGAAAAGGUAGAAAGCCUAACCCUUUUGAGUGACUAUGACACAGAGCAGAAGAUACGAAACCUAGAGAAGAUUGUGGGUGAUAUGGCUAAGGAGAAAUCUUCUUUUAGUCAUGGGUUUGAGUGCUUUGUAAUAGGCAUAGUUGUUCUUGUUGUUGUAAUAUGCUUGGUUGUUAUGUUUGGAUAAUUUUAACUUCUCUAACCGGCAUGGUUUGGGUUUUUACCGGAUGUUAAGGAUAUGGUUUUGUACUCUUUAAUAUAACGCAUAAGUUUGUUUAAUUGUGCUCAAAUAGAAUGGCUGACAAUAACUAACAUGAUCGAGUUUCUUAUUUGUAACAU